AAUAAGCUGAUAGUCGAGCUAUGUAGAACUGUUUUCCAUGCUAGAUAACGAGUCACUACAAUAUUUACCAUUCUCAUCAUUGGGAAAAGACGACGACGUCUAAUGGCCAAUGUCGUCAUCCCACCUCCCACGAGCGCAGGCUCCGGUUGGAUACCGGACCUGUCGAUCACGGGCUCUCCCAAGUUCGGUUGCCCAGCAGCGUUUCUGAUGCCCAAUUUUAUGGACGAAGAGGAGUAGUCUCAAAAACCAGAUCAUAGGCAACAGCCGAAGCGUUUAAAAAUUGUGGAAGACUAGAAGAGGAGUAUAUAGAUAACAUGGGCAAGGGAGAAUAGCCUCUGCCUGUGCUUUACUAGGGUAUAGCAUUUCUUUAAUAUUAUGUAUUAUUAUUUAUAAUAUUAUAAAUAUCUCCAUAUUCUGCGACACCUUGCAUUGAGCAAGGGUUCAUUUCGACAUGAUGCGCCAUGUAAGGGCAGAGGAGGACGAUGUUAUUACGGUGUAAUAACGAAGAAGAGCUCACUAAUGGACUAACACUGCUAGCCAGUGCAUCGCAGAUAGCAACAUUGUAGCGUUCAUCCAUACUGCAUCUCUCCUGAAUGUGGAUGUUAUUUUUUUCGCGAGAGCUUGCGUUUCGCUUGCACCGGGAACGCUGACAAGGGUUGGGACCUGUUCGGGAGCAUUUUGGUCAAAUGCAGCGACUGAGAGAGCAGCAGUACCGACGACCGGGGCACGUGAAGGUGCACAUGGACCUCUGAGAGGAAUCCCGUGGAUCUCGAAACGAACCGGCACAUUUAACGUUUCAUGUUUAGUCUAGGCCUCCUCCUCUCACCUGGCACCCAGCGCGCUGUUCUGUUCUCAACGCAGGUGUUUUGUUGAUAGCGUUUUAUAUUUCUCAACUGGGUCUUUAAAUGAGCCAGAAUAGGUUAUGAGGAUGAUGCCAGCUGAUAUCGAAUCACUUCUCUGGGGAAUAUAGGAAAUCGGUCCAUCUGAUCCAUUAUCAUUAGCCAAAUGACUUCUCCAGAUUACGGUUUCAUCAGUGUUUAACGAUUAGGAACGGAACGCGUGGAGUUUAGAUAUGACAGUUGGUUAUUACGGAGUAAGGUGGAUCAGGCCAUUUCUACAGUGCCACAUAAUAAACAGAGAGCACACGAGAGCAACCCUAUAAUGCUACGUACGACGCGCGGGUGUUGAUUUGGAUAGAUCAAACCCUCUAGUCUAUUUGGAAAUGCGCAUGUACAAUCUAGAACUGUGACUCGCUCUGUUUAGUGUUUACUAUGUCAUGGAAACUCACUGCACGCUGUCGUGGGAGCGAAAGUAGUAGGAUACUUAUUUAGCCGUGAAUUGGCAGCCUUUAGAAUAGAAACACGUCUAUUUUACAAUUGUACGUUUUCUGAUUUUUUCUGUGGAAAGCCGCUCAGCUGUGCCCUCGAAUUCGCCUUAAUCUGGGGCAUGAUCCUCGUGUGAGAAAUCGUUGAAAUAAUCAGCGUCUGGGUGUCAACGAGGCUAGAGCGAAUAGGAGAUUUGGCUAGAUUAUCGCUGGACUGCUAUUUUGUUCCCUUGGUCGAACACUGACCGAACCGUGGCUUCUGAUCUGCCGCCUUUUCCCUGCCCAAACUGCCACCGCAGAGCGCCUGGAAUGCGACUUGGGGACCCUUUCUUCGUUUUUUCUAGGAGUUUGUCUCCGUGGACAACGGUUCUCUUGCAGAGUAAGAACGCAAAUAAUAGCUCAUUUACAAUUGAUAAAGUUAGUCUAUAGCAAUGAUAUGAAGCGAGUCUGGAGCGCUAUUUUACGGUCAAAUUUGGAGCAUCAGAGAAUGCGUUUUUUUCAUUUAGAACUCAACUAAAUUCACUGUUGGCUUUAGUGUCGGACAAUGGAUACACCACGGAUGGACUAGGGGACUACACCUCGAUCUCAUCCAAGGAGUACCGGUUAGACACGAUUACUUCAGUAACCUACUCCUCCAGAACCGCGGACGGUUAGUUCGGUUAACGAGCAUCAGGCAUUCUCCCCAUUCUGCAGCCGGUAAACGGAUGAUGUUUGAGCGAGGAUGCUGCGCUUCCCCGUGAAGAAAAUUCGGAAGCAGUUCAAACUCCUUCUGCUGCUUGUGCUGCUCACCUUUGCCGUGUGGUUCACCUACCUACACAUCAAUCAAGGCAAAGCUAUCAAACUCCACUUCAACUACGGCAAAGAUGGGGAGAGGCAGUUGGAGGGGACAGACGCCAGCCGGAAGAGGGACGCUCGCUCCUCAGCCGGCCACCACAAGACAGAGGACACCAGCGACAGUCACGAGGACGAUGCUCGGGAGGAUGAGUCCAAUGCUGUUGGAGCUGACCCCAGAGACCAUGCCCACAUCAGGAAGUUUCUCAGCCAGCGCCACAAGAAGUUGCCAUGGAAACCUGAGUUCAAAGGGCAGGCCAACCUCCAUGUGUUUGAGGACUGGUGUGGCUCGUCUGUAGCCCAGCUCCGGAAGAACCUGCACUUCCCUCUAUAUCCCCAUACGAGAACUACGGUGAAGAAGCUGGCUGUGGCUCCAAAAUGGAAGAACUACGGCCUCCGAAUAUUUGGUUUCAUUCAUCCAUACAGAGAUGGUGAUUUCCAGUUUUCGGUGUCGUCAGAUGAUAACUCUGAGUUCUGGGUGAGUCCUGACGAGAGCCCUCUCAAUGCCAGACUACUGGUCUACGUUGGACAGCUGGGGACUGAGUGGACUGCUCCAGGGGAGUUCAGCAAGUUCAGGUCCCAGUCCUCAAAGUCUGUGCACCUUAUCUCAUCCAGACGGUACUACUUUGAGAUCCUUCACAAGCAGGAUGACAAGGGGUCAGACCACGUGGAGGUUGGGUGGCGUCCAUUCCUGCCAGGUCUGAAGUAUGAGGUCAUCGAUUCUGCCUACAUUUCCCUCUACACAGAUGAAUCCAGUCUGAAGAUGAACAGUGUGGACCACAUCCCUCAGACCCUGGCCAGUCACAGUAGACCAGUAGAGGAACAGUCACAAGAGCACAGUCACUUCAGCAGCCAGCACGGAGCAGACAUGCUCAAACCAGACCCCCGAGACACUUUCUAUAGCACCCCUAUGAUCCAGGCAUCUCGUCUGGAGAACGUGCUGCCAGCCUGUCUCUACUCCCCUACCUACGUCGUCAAAGACUUCCCCAUAGCCAGAUACCAGGGCCUACAGUUUGUGUACCUGUCCUUCAUUUAUCCCAAUGACUUUACACGUCUGACACACAUGGAGAGAGAGAACAAGUGUUUCUACAGGGAGUCGCCCAUCUACUUGGAGAAGUUUGGCUUCUACAAGUACAUGAAGAUAGACGAGGAGGACGAUGAUAGACCCUUCUUCUUCCCUAACCCAGACGAUUUCCCGGAAGAGGAGGAAGGGGUGGACCCGGAAGAUGAGGCCGAGAUCGUAGGUACCCAAUCACCAAAUAGGACCGCGCCGCCUAGCCUAUCCAUCCACACCUCCAGACCCACUCUUGGAGAAAGAGAGGGGGAGGAGGAGAACAGUAUUGUGGUCCGUAGAGAGAAAAAACAAUUCCUCAAGAGUGAUGGACAGACAGACAGAGAGUGGGACAAGGACGGGCCGAGGAGAAGAGGGGGACAGACCUCCAGGAGGGGACUUCUAGAGAGACCCGAGGCAGAGAGCGAGGAGCUGCACCCGCAGUCGGACAACGUGGUCCACGGUCGCUCCCUCUCCUGGAUCAGGACGGGUCCCUCUGAGAGGACCCGGGGGCCCGGCAGGAAGGGAGGAGGAGGAGGGGGUGCAGGAGAGGAGACCCCUCCCAAACUGAGUAAGUCGUCCCUGCUCUUCCCCCAGAAGACCUCUCUCUCGGCCCUUGCCAGCCGUGCCAAGAAGAUCCUUAGUAACUCCGCCCCCGGCAACAACGCCGCCAACGCCCAUCUCCAUGAUAACGCUGCCCGUAACCAUGGUAAUGACAAAAACGCUGCCGCCGCCGCCGGCAACAACAACAAUAGGGAAAAGAAGGAUGAAAACAAGAUCUACAUCACCAGGCCGCGGCCGGUCAAAGAAAGGGAGCGAGAGAAGGAGGAGAGGAGGGCGGAGAGGGAGAGGGGCAGGGGUCCGGGGUCGCGUCAUCCGAGAGAGGUCUUUCCUGGGGUGUUUCUGUACCAGAGUGGAAAGACCACCAGACUGGUCAACCUCCAGAGCACUCGAUCCAGGGGGAGAGGGGGAGCGGGGAGCAGGGGGCUUGUCACUGCCCCCCAACUCUGGCCCAAACCCCCACUAAGAGACGGCAAAGCUCCCCCACGUGGCACUAAUGCUAGUGUUAGCAGACAAGGCGCAGUUCACCAGGCAGCCAGCAGGGUGGCGGUAGUGAGGCUCCGAGACAGAGAGAGGAGGAGAGUUAGAGGAGGGGGAAGGGAGCCCCACAUCCCCUCAGAAAGAGAGGCUGCCGCAGACGCCACCUUACCCAGUAAAAGAGGCACCCCAUUGCCCCAGCACCUCCAGCCCCCGCCACCUCAUUCACCCACUCCCCCCAACUCUUUGGAGAAUCCCCAAACUAUCGAGAGCAGGGUUGAAAGCAGGCUAGAAACCAGGGUCACCUCAUACCUCAAAACCUCUGAGAUCACUGAGUCACAGCAAAAGCAACCCGGCCCAGACCAAGAACCCUCAGAACCCGACCCUGAUCCAAUCCGCUCGAACGCUGACCCAGACCCAGAACCAGAGGAGGGUGGGGUGUCCGACUACAGUUACGAGGCUGAAGAGGCGCGUCCAGGCUGGGCUGAGGAGAGCAUCAACUGGCAGAGAACGUUUUCAGUCAACCCCAUGGACUUUGAGCUGCUGCGUUCCGACUGGAAUGACCUGCGCUGCAACGUGUCUGGGAACCUGCAGCUGGCCGAGAGCGAGGUGGUGGAUGUGCUGGCACAGUACAUGGAGAAGCUCAACGAGCGCAACGGAGGUAUUUACACCCUUUUGCGGAUCAUCAAUGUGGAGAAGAGGCGGGACUCAGCCCGGGGAAACCGCUACCUGGUGGAACUGGAGCUGAUGGAGCGCGGUCGGAACGUGGUGCGCCUCUCGGAAUACAUCUACCUUCUCCUCCACCGUGGCCGGUUGGGAGGAGACAGCCUGGAGAACACGGAGUUCAUCCCCGCCUCGGCCCCUGCUGGGUCCCCACCUGGUCUCAUCCUCAGCACCCCCGCACCCCCAACCUCCACACACACCCCUGCCCAGCCCGGGGCCACCCCGUGGGGCACGGCCUACGCCAACCCCCUGCUGUGCCAGCCGGUCAUGCUGCAGUGGCGGAAGGAUGUGAUGGUGCAUUUUGUGGUGCCAGUGAAGAACCAGGCUCGCUGGGUGCAGCAGUUCAUCACAGACAUGGAGGAGCUGCACCGUCAGACUAAGGACGACAACUUCAGCAUCAUCAUUGUCGACUUCGAGAGCACCGACAUGGACGUGGAGCAGGCCCUCCGAGAGAGCACUGUGCCUAGGUAUGAGUACUUGAGAAGAGAAGGGAACUUUGAGCGCUCAGCGGGACUACAGAUCGGAGUGGACACUAUCGAGGACAACCACAGUAUAGCGUUCCUGUGUGACCUUCACAUCCACUUCCCCCUCAACAUCCUGGAGAGCAUCAGGAAGCACUGUGUAGAGGGACGUCUGGCCUUUGCCCCUAUCGUCAUGAGACUGGGCUGUGGCAGCUCCCCGCUAGAGCCUGAUGGCUACUGGGAGGUGAAUGGCUUUGGGCUGUUUGGGAUUUAUAAGUCGGACUUUGAUAAGAUCGGAGGGAUGAACACAGAGGAGUUUAAAGACCGCUGGGGAGGAGAGGACUGGGAACUACUGGACAGGGUACUACAGAACGGUCUCGAGGUGGAGAGGCUGAGACUGAGGAACUUCUUCCACUACUACCACUCCAAAAGGGGCAUGUGGAAUGCUCAGAACAAGAAAACCCCCAAGGGAGGGGGUUAGCUAACGCCCCCCCCCCAUGGGCCUGGAGGACCCAAAACACAUGGCCUAUACCUGCAGCUCCACUGUGUGUGAGGAGAGACCCUGAAUAAGCUUACUUACUGCCUGACUUUGCCUUUUUUAGAUAGGCACUUUUCAGGGAUGCCCAUCCCUGCUUCUCUGAGGAACAUCUUUUCCCUGAGGAUGUUUUUUCCGUCAAUGGAGGACAUUGAGGGGGAAAACCGAGGGAAUCUGUUUUUUAUGUUGGUGUUGACGUCUACCCGGAUAGACUUGACCUUUCGCCUCACUAACAGAACUCAAUGUAGAGGCGAUGUCUUUUUCUUUUUUGGUGCAAUGUUACCUGACAGACUAAAAAAUGUUGUUUAUUUGUGUUUUGUUCAGAGGAAGCAUAUUUUAUUUUCUAGCGAGACAUUUGUAAAGACAACCUAAGAUUUUCUACAAAAACAUCCAUGUGAGGAGAUGUCUGAGGAACGUUAGAAGGACUUUGUGUUGAUGACAGUAUGUUUAUUUGUUUGUGUUCAGGUACGUGCGAACAGUAGUCGUUCCGGAAACGUGUUCCGUCACUCGGGUGUCAAAUUUCAGAUAUUAGUACUGCAACAACAUGUCUGGGUGUUGAAAGUAACAGUGUGUAGUGGGUCUACCUGAUGUGCUUCUUCAUAUAAACCUAACCGGGGUGCUUCAUAUGUACUAUAGAGGCCUAUGAUGCGGUAUGUGCAGCUUUCCCAAAUAUCCUGCUUAUUUACUCCUGAUUACGGAUAUCUUUUAACAUCUUCCAACCUGGGAAUUUUGGGAAAGUUAACCCUAAAUUGUUGCAUAUUAAAUAUAAGCUCUGUUAUGUGUACAGUUCUAUGGGAGGAGGACACAGACACUGGACCGUAUGGAGUGGGGGAUCCACAGUGAGGCAUCAGAUUUAUCAAAGUGCUUUGCAAAACGUACUUCGUUUCACAGUCUAUCCUGCUUUCUUUUGGUCUGUCUUUCUCUCUCUUUUUUUGUUUUUAUUUUCUUAUCUAUUGCUCUCUUUCUCUACAAACUCUCUCUCUCUCUCUCUCGCUUUCGCUAUCUCUCUCUGUUGCUCUCUUUUCUGUUAUUGACAUGGAUUCCUUGUAUCUUUGCUAACAUUGUGCGUUGCCUCGCUGCUGUUUUGUUGGAAGAAUUUUAGGGGAGAGUGGAGUAAGUUGAGUCAAAGGGGUAAGUUGAGCCACCCUUGUUUCUAGGAAACCAUACACCAAAUUAAUAAUUUGACCUAACAUUUAGGAAGAGGUCAUCACUUCAUGGAGUCUAAGAAGGAAGAAACCACAUCGAAAAUUGUGGUAAGCAAUUAGGCCAAAAAAAAAUUGUUUUCACCAUGAAUGAAUUCAUUGUGUUAGAGUUUUCAUGAUGCUUGUAUUUAAACCAAUGUAGAUCAUUUUAAGAUUGUUAAAUCAUUUGGGGUCUAUAUACGCUUCAAUAUGAGGUCCUAAACCUAGCUUGAAAGUGCAUCAUUGUAGCUGUGUGGGCUAAUAUAGUCAAAAUGUUUACUUUGGGGUAAGUUCAGCCAUUGGCAAAUUGAAGUGUUUUCUUCCCAGCCAUAAUUCAAGGCAUUAUCACUGGGAUAUGAGGUAACAACAGGGCCUGGCCUAUGUUAAAUUUGUUUUUUUUUUAAGUACAACGUGUCUGUUAGGUGUUAAAAGAUGCUUAAAAUUAUUUAAAGGCAGAAAAGUGAUUGUGUUGAAUUGUGUUUGGGAAAUAAAGAUAGACAUACUUUUAAAAAUGGAUUAGUAAUAUUUAAAUCAUUGCAAAAAUGUGUAGGUGGCCUAACUUACCCUGUCCUGUGGCUCAACUUGCCCGAUACCUGGGGUAAGUUGUGCCAAGAGACCACUUUUUUUGGACAAGCUAUGUUUUCAUAACUGUAAUGUUUGCAUGAAUUCUGCUUAUUUCCAGGAUUACACAACAUCCUGAAAUGUAUGUAGAUAUCUUUGUUAGAAAGAAUGCUAUAUUUUCCUUCACGGAGUGAUGCAGAAUGUAAAGAAAGGCUCAACUUACCCCACUCUCCCCUUACUAUUUACAGAUGAUAUUGUGCUGUGUUCAUGGUCAGGCUAGCCAACACUAAUGAAUUACUUGACUUAUUACUUGAUACAUUUUAUUAAAAUAUUCCAGGUUGAUCUACUACUAUCCCCUACAGAGGUAUUUCAGAAAACAGAUGCCUACCUAUCUCAGGUCACAGUGAUGAGUGGGUUGAAUAAAGGCACUAAUAUUGGGUUUGGGUGUACUAUUAUUUCUCUCAGACACUGAAUCGGCACAUGGUUUAUCCCCUGAUCGCUCGUUGAUCCUGCUGAUGGUACGCUCCAUUCCCCAGAGUUCUCUGAAAAACUCUCAGAUAUAACUGGAACGAACCAAGAAGUGCACUGGGAAGGGAACAGUGAACAGAGUUUGAAACCUUUUAUUUUUUAUAUUUUUUUUACAUUCAUGCUUUAAGGCCUGUGAUGUUUUAAACAUAUGCUGAAACUUGGUUAAUCAAAGUAUGACUGGGUUUCGGGAUGAAGCUUCAAAUUUCUUUAGCUACAUAAGAAUACUAAACAGAGAAACGCACACAGAGACAGAAGGAGUUACUCAGAGCACUGGAGCUCUUCCCUGAAGAUGUGGAUCUACAUAAAGUCAAACAGAUUUUAUUUGAGUGAGAUUUGGUAGUGCAAGGCCAUUUUACAAUGUGUGCCUUUUAUCCUGGGUUUGGUGGGAGUCUAUAGUUUAGGUAGUGAAGAGGGGAGAAGCAGGGGAAUCAAGAGAAUACCAGGGGCUUUUUCAGAAGUGUCAGAAGUGUCAGAUAGAAAUACAUUUUGUAGAGCAAAAAGGAUGUCCUGUCAGGUAGAAUGAUGGAAUCGUGUCAGUUCUGUACAUUACUUUUCUAUCUGGAACGUUCUAUAAAUGUUACAUCCUACUCAAAAAGCUUGAUACACUGAACAAACAAGUUCCAGGAUACAGAGAGAAUGAGAGAGAGAGGGGGAGAAAGAACGAGGGAUUGUGAGAGAGAGAGAAAAAGAGGGGGGGGUAUAAAAGCUAUAGAAACU
Oncorhynchus nerka (sockeye salmon) is the source of this 8950-nucleotide messenger RNA. It is a transcript of the gene b4galnt4a, whose product is annotated as beta-1,4-N-acetyl-galactosaminyl transferase 4a. Gene Ontology annotation, cellular component: Golgi cisterna membrane. Lineage: Eukaryota; Metazoa; Chordata; Actinopteri; Salmoniformes; Salmonidae. Gene Ontology annotation, molecular function: acetylgalactosaminyltransferase activity. The record is from RefSeq and is a predicted model, not a curated record.